Molecule: messenger RNA, 780 nt
Organism: Haemonchus placei
Lineage: Eukaryota; Metazoa; Nematoda; Chromadorea; Rhabditida; Trichostrongylidae
Source: the annotation of a GenBank genome assembly
AUGCACAAAGCGUAAGUGACAACACGAGUAACUGGCGGUGACCAUUUGUCUAGCAGGCUGGUUACUAUUUUCUCCAAAAGUACACCCGAGCGUUCAACUUUUGCUCCAAAUAUUGGCAAGCCUAGUUUGGCAGUCACUGCAGCAAAGAAAGGGUACGUGAGGCCAAUGAACUUGUUGGCAUUUCGAUCACACUUUUUUCUGGUGUCUUUUGUGUCGCCAACUACAUUCGUAAGCGAAUCACGGAAUGCUGAUCGAAGAAUCGCAUCACAUACAAAUAGAAUGUCGUCCGGCAUCAAAUUACCGAAGUUCAUAGUCAACAAGGAAUUCCCGAACGCAAAUAGACCGUGCGGUGGUUCUGGUGACUUGUGUAGAGUAUCCAUGAGAAUUCCCUAAAAAUUUCGACCAAUAAUAAACAGAAAGGCAUUCAAGCAGGACACUGUACAUCUCAAAUUAACAAAAGAACAAAAAAUAGAACCCACUGAAACUGCGUUAAAUGCUUGUGGGCGCAUUGCUAAGAACGCUAGCAGCACCGCAGAGGCUUUGCUAGGACUAGCGUCCGCUGCUUUCCGGAAAAGAGCCACGCCUUGAUCUGUGUCAUAGUUUUGAAAAAAGCAUCCAUAUCUUUCCAUAUUUUCCACUCCUCUCUGCUCAUAUUCGUCAGCUACCAUUUCUAUGACUUUGAAGAUAAAAUCACGAUUAUCCCGUACCACCUCAUUCAAGUAACUAAUAGCGUCAUCGUACUCUCCAAAUUUGACUUUCAUUUGUAAUUCGAGUAGCUGA